Ananas comosus (pineapple) is the source of this 2374-nucleotide messenger RNA. RefSeq names its product beta-glucosidase BoGH3B-like. The coding region runs from base 182 to 2155 and encodes 657 amino acids. The transcript is spliced from 11 exons. Lineage: Eukaryota; Viridiplantae; Streptophyta; Magnoliopsida; Poales; Bromeliaceae. The record is from RefSeq and is a predicted model, not a curated record. Gene Ontology annotation, molecular function: beta-glucosidase activity. Gene Ontology annotation, biological process: glucan catabolic process.
AAGAGUAGCUCAGAAGCUCUUCGCUCUCACUCUCUCUCUCUCUCUCUCUCUCUCUCUCUCUCUCUGCUCUUCGAACCGAAUCCCUACACGCAUUGGAGAGCACUUGGGAUUAAUCUCAUUUUAGGUUGCUACCAAUCUCAGUUUUGGGGGGAGGAAAGGUUCAAGAAGAAGGAUUUGGAAAAUGGGGCGUCAUCUGCGUUCUUGUCUAAUUCUCAUUAUCUUGUCGUGCUUCGCUGCUGUAAAGGCGGAGUAUAUGAGAUACAAAGAUCCUCGUCAGCCCAUCAAUGCUCGCAUUGAUGAUUUGAUGAAGAGGAUGACUCUUUCUGAAAAGAUUGGCCAAAUGACGCAGAUCGAGCGGCAAGUUGCGUCUGCUGACGUCAUGAAAAAUUACUUCAUAGGCAGUGUAUUGAGUGGUGGUGGAAGCGUGCCUGCUCCUCAGGCAAGUGCUUCAGAUUGGGUGAAUAUGGUGAAUGAAUUCCAGAAGGGGGCUCUAUCGACGCGCCUCGGAAUUCCGAUGAUAUAUGGAAUAGAUGCGGUUCACGGUCACAAUAAUGUUUAUAACGCAACAAUAUUCCCUCACAACAUCGGGCUUGGAGCUACCAGGGAUCCUGACCUCGUGAAGAGAAUUGGUGAAGCAACGGCUCUUGAAGUUAGGGCAACAGGCAUUCAAUACACUUUUGCUCCAUGUAUCGCGGUCUGCAGAGAUCCAAGAUGGGGCCGCUGCUAUGAAAGCUACAGUGAAGACCACAAUGUUGUCCAGAACAUGACAAAUAUUAUUCUUGGGCUACAGGGAGAUGUCCCUGCAAACUAUACCAAGGGUAUUCCUUAUGUUGCUGGAAAGAAUAAAGUCGCAGCCUGUGCAAAGCACUAUGUUGGUGAUGGUGGUACACAUGACGGGAUCAAUGAGAACAAUACUAUUAUUGAUCAACAUGGGCUUCUGAGCAUUCACAUGCCAGCUUAUUACAACUCUAUUAUCAAGGGUGUUUCUACUAUCAUGGUCUCGUACUCAAGCUGGAAUGGGGUGAAAAUGCACGCCAAUUAUGAGAUGGUCACUAACUAUCUCAAGAACAAAUUACACUUCAGGGGUUUUGUGAUAUCUGACUGGCAAGGGAUUGACAGGAUCACGAGUCCGCCAGGUGCAAACUAUACUUACUCUGUGCAGGCUGGAAUUAAUGCUGGGAUUGAUAUGAUAAUGGUUCCUUACAAUUACACCGAAUACAUCAAUAAUCUGACCUCUCUUGUCAACAAGAAUAUAGUUUCGAUGGACAGAAUUGAUGAUGCUGUACGAAGAAUUCUGCGGGUCAAGUUUACGAUGGGCCUCUUUGAGAAUCCUUUGGCUGAUCUUAGCUUCUCUGAUCAACUCGGAAAGAAGGAGCACAGAGAACUGGCGAGGGAAGCUGUGAGGAAAUCUCUUGUAUUACUGAAAAACGGAAAAUCUGCUAAUGAGACCAUUCUGCCCCUCCCUAAAAAAGCUAAGAACAUCCUUGUUGCCGGAUCACAUGCGGAUAACUUGGGUUAUCAGUGUGGUGGGUGGACUAUUCAAUGGCAGGGAGAGAGUGGAAACAUUACUGUUGGAACUACAAUCCUCGAAGCCAUCAAAUCAACUGUUGACCCUUCGACCAAUGUCGUCUACUCCGAAAAUCCUGGCUCCGACUUUCUCAAGCAUAAUGACUUCUCUUAUGCCAUCAUUGUCGUUGGCGAACCUCCCUACGCCGAGACGGCCGGUGACAGCCUCAACCUCACGCUUCCUGAUCCUGGCCCGAGCACAAUCCAGAACAUCUGUGCAGCCAUGAAGUGUGUGGUGAUCAUCAUCUCAGGCCGUCCGGUCGUGAUCGAGCCCUACCUACCACUAAUGGAUGCCAUAGUUGCUGCUUGGCUCCCCGGAACGGAAGGCCAGGGCGUCACUGAUUGCCUUUUUGGGGAUUAUGGAUUCAGUGGAAGGCUUUCUCGCACUUGGUUCAAGUCGGUGGAUCAAUUGCCUAUGAAUGUGGGAGACAAUCACUAUGAUCCUUUGUUUCCAUUUGAUUUUGGAUUGACGACAAUUCCAGGGACCGCAAGGUACUCUACUGCUCAUGCUCUCCGGAGAGAGGAUUUUAGAAUGGCUUCUCUUGUUUUCAGCUUGUUGGUGACCUUGAUGUUUGUUCAGCUCCAGUAGUUUUAGUUCGGAUGCUGUUCUGAGAAGUAACUUUGUAGUUAAUUUUAAAUUUUCCAAUUCAAACAUUCAUUAUGAUUUCAUUGCUGAGAUGAUCGAUACUCUUGAGGAUAUUUUUGCAUUCCUAUUGAGGAAUUGGAAGAAUUUUGUUUUAUUUUUGUCUUCUUCCAACAUUAUUCAUUGUAAACAAAGAAUAGGUGCACAAUUUGAACUAUUUAUGUA